ACGUCUGCGCCUGCGCAGUAGCUCCGGCUCGACGUCACGGUCAGUAGUGUGUAUGGUGGCAGCAGCGGCCGCAGCGCAGAGAGAGGCGGGGAGUCUGCAGCCUCAGGGUAAUCGGUGGCGGAAGGUGCCGGCGGACCGGAACGGUGCUCCUCUCGGUGACGCUGGCUUGGAUGGGUAGAACACGGUUUACUUGAUAGGAGGAGUUCGGAAAAGGCUUCCAAGGUGGCGACAGACAAGGUUGCAGAAAAACUGAGUUCUACUCUCUCAUGGGUGAAGAACACGGUGUCCCACACUGUCAGUCAAAUGGCAAGUCAGGUGGCCAGUCCAUCAACUUCACUAUAUACUACAUCGUCGUCCACCACUCUGUCUACACCAGCACUUUCUCCGUCUUCCCCAGUGCAGCUGAGUCCAGAUGACGAAGUGUUGCUAGCAAAGCUAGAAGAACAGAACCGGCUGCUUGAAAUAGACAGUAAAUCCCUGCGAUCAGUUAAUGGAUCAAGGAGAAAUAGUGGCUCUUCGCUGGUUUCCAGCUCCUCUGCAUCCAGCAAUCUCAGUCACCAUCAGGAGGAGGAUACCUGGCUACUCUGGGGUCGCAUUGUUAAUGAGUGGGAGGAAGUGUACAAGAAAAAGGAAAAGCAGAUAAAGGAACUUGUCAGAAAAGGGAUACCCCACCACUUUCGUGCAAUCGUAUGGCAACUAUUAUGCAACGCUCAAAAUAUGCCAAUUAAAGAGCAGUAUUCUGAUCUCUUAAAAAUGACCUCACCGUGUGAAAAGCUCAUCAGGAGGGACAUUGCCAGAACAUAUCCGGAGCAUGAUUUCUUCAAAGAGAAAGACAGUCUGGGGCAAGAAGUUUUAUUCAAUGUCAUGAAGGCAUAUUCCUUAGUGGAUCGAGAAGUUGGAUACUGCCAAGGAAGUGCUUUUAUUGUGGGUCUGCUGCUUAUGCAGAUGCCAGAAGAAGAAGCUUUUUGUGUAUUUGUUAAAUUAAUGCAAGACUAUCGUCUGCGAGAACUUUUUAAACCCAGCAUGGCUGAGCUGGGCCUGUGUAUGUAUCAGUUUGAAUGCAUGAUCCAGGAGCAGCUGCCAGAACUCUUUGUGCACUUUCAAGCCCAGAGUUUUCACACCUCCAUGUAUGCGUCAUCCUGGUUCCUGACUAUUUUCCUUACAAGUUUCCCAUUACCGGCUGCCACGAGAAUAUUUGAUAUAUUUAUGUCUGAGGGUUUAGAGAUUGUGUUUCGGGCAGGGCUUGCUGUUCUGCAGAUGAAUCAGAUGGAAUUAAUGCAGCUGGAUAUGGAAGGGAUGUUACAGCACUUUCAGAGAGUAAUUCCCCAUCAGUUUGAUGGAGGCCCAGACAAGUUAAUCCAAGCUGCUUAUCAAGUGAAGUACAAUGCAAAAAAGAUGAAGAAGUUAGAAAAAGAGUACACUACAAUAAAAACAAAGGAGAUGGAGGAGCAAGUUGAGAUCAAGAGAUUGCGCACGGAGAACAGACUCUUGAAGCAACAUAUUGAAACCUUAGAAAAAGAAAGUGCAUCCUUGGCAGAUAGAUUGAUACAGGGACAAGUGACAAGGGCCCAGGAGGCAGAGGAAAACUACCUCAUAAAACGGGAGCUGGCCACCAUGAAACAACAGAGUGAUGAGUCCAGCACUAAGCUGGAGCAGGCUCACCAUACCAUCAGCGAGUUGCGGCAACAACAGCAAUUGCAUAAAUGUAACCCUCGCUACUCGGAGGAGUUUGUUCUGCAACUGGAGAAGGAAUUGGUUCAAGCAAGACUUAAUGAGGCCGAAUCCCACUGUGCAAUGAAAGAAAUGCAGGACAAGCUAUUGGAAAUCAAAAAGAGAAAUCAUUCAUUUCCGGAUGAAAAUAACCUUGCUAGACUACAAGAUGAGCUUAUUGCAGUGAAAAUUAGGGAAGCAGAAGCCUUAACAGCCAUGAAAGAACAGAAGCAACAAAUAAGGGACUUGGAGGAUCACUGGCAGAGACACUUGGCGCGCACUGCUGGUCGGUGGAAAGACCCGCCAAAGAAAAAUACAGUCAAUGAACUGCAGGAUGAGCUGAUGAGUGUUCGGCUAAGAGAAGCAGAAAGACAAGCAGAUUUGCGAGAGAUGAAACAGCGGAUGUUGGAAAUGGACACACAGAACCAGAUAAACAGCAACCAUCUGCGCAGGGCAGAAAAGGAGAUCAGCAGCUUACAAUCAAAGGUGCACAGUCUGUCAUCCCAGAACAAGACUCUACAAACGCAGCUGACUGAAGCAAAGCGCAAACAGGCAGAGACUGAAUGCAAGAAUAAGGAAGAAGUGAUGGCAGUGAGACUUCGAGAAGCAGAUAGUAUUGCAGUUGUAGCUGAGCUCCAGCAACAUAUAGCAGAGCUGGAGAUACAGAAAGAAGAAGGGAAAUUUCAAGGACAGCUCAACAACUCAGACUCCAGCCAGUAUAUCCGUGAAUUAAAAGAUCAAAUUGAAGAACUGAAACAUGAGAUACGAUGUCGAAAAAGUCAGAGGGGCUUCACAGACCAACCCACUUUUGAUGGUAUCCAUAUUGUCAACCACAUAAUAGGAGAUGAUGUAUCCUUCCAUUCUUCUGAUGAAGACUAUGCCUCUGGUACUCUACGGCAAGGGGACGUUCAUUAUGGUCUUGCCCAAACACAUGGAAAGUUGGGGUUAGUCCCUUCCGAUUUGGACAGCAGUGAAAGCGAUGUUGAAGAACUUAGCAUCACGGCUGAUUCCAAUGGAGUGGCCCCAAAACAAAUGACAAAAAGAACUGAAUCUUACUCCACUACAGUUUAAUUUAUAAAUGCCACUCUUCAUCAAGACACUUUUUGAUUGGGCAUCGAUGACUAUUGUUACAGUAUGUACUAUACUAUUGUAUGAUCUUCAGACCGAACUGAUACAGCAUGUAUAGAACUUCUACUUGCCUUCACAUUUUGCCAAAAUGUCACCAUUGCCAUACACCAGACAAAGACGUUCGAUGGAAACAUUUGUUCUAACAGUGUUAUCAGAAAAUACAUUUGUUUUCUUUUUUUAAUGUUUAUAGCUUUAGAUCGAAGCGAGCGUAUCCUAAUUUGCUGAGCACAUAAGAGGAAGGUCUUGUUUUUGUUUGUUUUCUAGUUUACCACACUGGUAAAUUUCAACAUUCUGCAGACACAACAGCAAAGAAAAAACCCUGUGCAAUAUUUUAUGCCUAUGAACAAAAGUUAUGCUUUUAUAAACGUGUAUAUAUUUAUGGUUUUGGUCUGUCAUACAGAGUGUGCCCUAACUUCAGACUUCACCCUGUGUCCUACUACCAUCCCAAUGCGCUAGUUUGAAGACACCUAUAUUUUGUCAGUGUGCUGGCAUGUCUCUGUUACACAGGGUGAGUGGGCAGGGGAACACCAUACCAGUUGUUUAAAUGUUUGUAUCUGUGUGUUUGUAUUCUUUUUUUUUUUUUUUUUCUUUCUUUUUUUAAUGCUCUUCAAUAACACUAAAUCCAACUUUCUUACAUAAAAUUAUAAAUCUGCAUCACUCCAGCAAUGUAAAAGGGCAGUAGUGUUUUUAACGGAACUAAACAGAAUGGUUGAUUGUAUCUCAGAACAAGUUUCAGGUUGUGUACUAGCAAUCUAUACUGUGGUUAUCCUGCUUUCUACACACCAUUGUGGCAUCUACAUACUGAGGGAAGCUAUGUAUUGUGUACUCCAUACAGCUAUGGGAAAGUAUUUUUUGCCUGCAAUCAUGCAAGAGGUCUUUCCAUCGAAUCAUUCCAGAUGUGGCUGAAGAGCAGAAACAUGCACUAUAUACAUAUAUAUUUUUAUUCUUUCUCAUUCCAAUCAUAUCUAUAGUACCAGUAUCUCAUCACAAAGUACCUAAAGUAUGCAAAGGGAUUUUAUUUGUUACCCUAAACUGCUGCAUCGCCAUCUACAUUAACUACAGUUAAAAGGAUACAAUCUGUGAUUUAAAAAAUAUAUAUAUUAACGGUGUAUGGAAAGAUCAAAAUAUCACUGUGCAGGGACAUAAUGCAGCUUAAUGCUGCAGACCGAGACCAAAUUCAAUGCUUUUAGUUUAUUUUAAAUGCCUUUUUCUGUUUGUUUGUUUGUUUGUUUGUUUGUUUUAUUUGUGUGCGUUGACUGUUAUCAAAUAGGUCAGUUAAUGUUCCUUGUGAUAUAUUUUUGUUUAUUUUGUACAUAAAUAUACAUAUAUUUCAUGCGAAAGGUGCACAGUAUGCAUUGUCCAUUUUAUACUAAGGAUGUAAAUGUUGGAACCUAUUUUAGUCACCUGUUUUGAUACAGGAACCGGUUAUGUUUCUUUAUGUAAAUAGUCAAAAUGACUAACAAUGCAGAACACUAAUAUCAUAUCUUUGUCAAUUAAACUAAGGACCAUACAUUGCGUUUCUUGUUGGCAAUGUCAUCACUUAAAUUCUUGAUAAAACACUAUUGAUGGAAAUCUUUUAACCUAUAUAUAUGUAACUAAAAUAAAUUUUUUUCAUGAUUUAA
Pseudophryne corroboree (corroboree frog) is the source of this 4460-nucleotide messenger RNA. It is a transcript of the gene EVI5, whose product is annotated as ecotropic viral integration site 5. The transcript is spliced from 20 exons. The record is from RefSeq and is a predicted model, not a curated record. Lineage: Eukaryota; Metazoa; Chordata; Amphibia; Anura; Myobatrachidae. The coding region runs from base 304 to 2781 and encodes 825 amino acids.